This is a messenger RNA of Ictalurus punctatus (channel catfish), 1365 nucleotides long. Its product is annotated as histamine N-methyltransferase. Bases 85 to 951 code for a protein of 288 amino acids. The record is from RefSeq and is a predicted model, not a curated record. NCBI's taxonomy places the organism in Eukaryota, Metazoa, Chordata, Actinopteri, Siluriformes, Ictaluridae. The transcript has 7 exons. Gene Ontology annotation, molecular function: N-methyltransferase activity.
AAAGAACAAACUCCUGCAUCACUUUGUGUGUCCACAGAACAAGAGGCAGAAGACAAGUAAGUCCUUUGUAAAAAAAAGAUAAAAAUGCAGAACCUGGUCAAUGAUCAUUCCAGAUACCUGCAAACCUUUGAGCUGCUGUUGGCGAAUUCAGCCGAACACCAGUGCAUGAAAGAGUUCAUCCAUUCGACGCUCCCAGACAUCCUGGCCAGCAUCGGAGCAGGAGAACCCACUCUAAACGUGAUGGGAGUGGGAAGUGGAUCAGGUGAGAUCGAUCUGGAAAUUAUCAAAGUGCUGCAUGAAAAGCAUCCAACAGCCAAAGUGGACAAUGAGGUGGUGGAACCCAGCAAGGAAAUGCUUAACAAAUAUAAGACUUUAAUAUCGAAGAUGCCAGGCCUUGAUUACGUCACCUCCAGAUGGAAUACAAUGACUGCGACGGCGUUCGAGAAGGAAUGGAAGAUGAGAAACACUGACAAAAAGAUGCACUUGAUUAAUCUGAUUCAGAUGCUGUACUAUGUGAAGGAUCCGGGGGCCACGGUUUCCUUCUACCGGAGUUUACUGCACAAAGACGGCAAAGCAUUGGUCAUUCUGCUCGCAGGUGAAUGUUCAUGGGCCAGGCUAGUGUCAACCUUCCACGAUCAGCUGUGGGACAACAAAACAAACCAGGACCUUUCGAGCAAACACCUCAAGAUCUUUCUGGAUUCCAAAAAAAUCCCCUACCGAAACUACAACUUGAAGUCCCUGUUGGACAUCACCGAGUGUUUCACACCUGGAAAUGAAAAAGGAGAGCGGAUACUGGACCUCCUGACCGAGGUGGUCGAGUUCAGUAAGAGCGCUCCUCCGGAGCUGAAGGAGGCAGUGCUGGAGUUUCUUAAACAUCCAGACAACAGUCAAGAAGUGAACGGCAGGUUCCUGUUCGAUUGCAGCACGGAGGCCUUGCUGAUCGACGCGUAGGUCCAGCAAUGUUAGAUACACUGCGCAGAGAAGCACUUGUCAAACAUCCGGUUAAAUGAUAAGGAAUAAGAAAUGAAUUAAUAGUUGUAGUUAAUAGUUUAUGGGUGAGACUAUCUAAGCAGCUGUAUUCUUCAUAUUCACUACUGAACAGAAUGUAUUAUCAUUAGUACUGUGCUACAGUUGGAGAUACCUCAAAGUUCAAACGCUGUGCCGUUAGUCUAAUCUAUGUUGUUCACCCUGUACAUCUUACUGAUGAUACCAAGCAUUAAUAAUCCAAAAGUGUGACGUAUGAUUUAGUCUAAAUACACUUUCAUAAAAUCUAAUUCUACUAUACCUUCAAGUGAAGUACUUGAGAAAUGUUCUACAUAUUUGUGCUGUUAGAAAUAAAAUGCCAAAAAAAUAUAUAUAUAUAUA